Penaeus monodon (black tiger shrimp) is the source of this 615-nucleotide messenger RNA. Its product is annotated as sporozoite surface protein 2-like. The record is from RefSeq and is a predicted model, not a curated record. NCBI's taxonomy places the organism in Eukaryota, Metazoa, Arthropoda, Malacostraca, Decapoda, Penaeidae. Bases 1 to 615 code for a protein of 204 amino acids. The transcript has 2 exons.
AUGGGGUCGGCGCUGCAGCCUGUUGCUGGUGGGAGCGGAUGUACUCUGCAAUUAUGGAAGCAGGUGGGGGCUCAGAUUCCAACCAUCAAAUCCCCACCAGAUUCCAACCCGCAAAUCCCCACCAGAUUCCAACCCGCAAAUCCCCACCAGAUUCCAACCCGCAAAUCUCCACCAGAUUCCAACCCGCAAAUCCCCACCAGAUUCCAACCCGCAAAUCCCCACCAGAUUCCAACCCGCAAAUCCCCACCAGAUUCCAACCCGCAAAUCCCCACCAGAUUCCAACCAUCAAAUCCCCACCAGAUUCCAACCCGCAAAUCCCCACCAGAUUCCAACCCGCAAAUCCCCACCAGAUUCCAACCCGCAAAUCCCCACCAGAUUCCAACCCGCAAAUCCCCACCAGAUUCCAACCCGCAAAUCCCCACCAGAUUCCAACCAUCAAAUCCCCACCAGAUUCCAACCCGCAAAUCCCCACCAGAUUCCAACCCGCAAAUCCCCACCAGAUUCAAACCCGCAAAUCCCCACCAGAUUCAAACCCGCAAAAUCCCACCAGAUUCCAACCCGCAAAUCCCCACCAGAUUCCAACCAUCAGAUUCCCACUUAAAAUCCAACCGGUAA